GUUCAUAAAUAUAAUUUGCUGUUUCACUUUUCUUUGAAAUGAGCAACGUGAAUUACUCAGAGGAGAAAGGCAGGAGAGAUAGAGGCAGCAGAAGCCAGGGCAGCUGAAAGACAGAGACCUUCAGGUCUGCUGGAGUUUGCUGGAGGUCUACUCCAUACCCUGUUUGCCUGGGUAUCACCAGCAGAGGCUGCAGAACAGCAAAGAUUGCUGCCUCCUCCUUCCUCUGGAAGCUUCAUCCCAGAGGGCACCUGCCAGAAGCCAGCCAGAGCUCUCCUGUAUGAGGUGUCUCUGUUGACCCCUGCUGGGAGGUGUCUCCCAGUCAGGGGGCAUGGAGUUUAAGGACCAACAGGGUUUGGGGAUCCACUUGAGGAGGCAGUCUGUCCCUUAGCAGAGCUCAAGUGCUGUGCUGAAAGAUCCGCUGCUCUCUUCAGAGCUGGCAGGCAGGAACGUUUAAGUCUGCUGAAGUUGUGCCCACAGCCGCCCCUUCCCCCAGGUCCUCUGUCCCAGGGAGAUGGGAGCUUUAUCUAUAAGCCCCUAACUGGGGUUUCUGCCUCUCUUUCAGAGAUGCCCUGCCCAGAGAUGAGGAAUCUAGACAGGCAGUCUGGCUAUAGCAACUUUGCUGUGCUAUGGUGGGCUCUGCCCAGUUCGAACUUCCUGGCAGCUUUGUUUACACUGUGAGGGGAAAACCGCCUAUCCAAGCCUCAGUAAUGGCGGAUACCCCUCCCCCACCAAGCUCACACAUCUCAGAUUGACUUCAGACUGCUGCUGUGCUGGCAGCAAGAAUUUCAAGCCAGUGGAUCUUAGCUUGCUGGGCUCUGUGGGGGUGCAUCUGCAAGUGAUCUGCAAGAUCACUUGGCUCCCUGGCUUCAGCCUCCUUUCCAGAAGAGUGAAUGGUUCUGUCUUGCUGGCGUUCCAGGCUCCACCAAGAGCAUCUCGUGGAUUCGUGUUUAGUGGAAGAUACUGUGGGAAGUGCUAACUUGAAGGAUUAAUAACUCUUUUCUUUUUUUUUGACAUCAUUUACACGCCAACCAUGUUUUUUGAGUAUUAUCUUCACAUAGAUGUCUAAAGAAGAAUUGAAAAAUAUUAUUGCUGCAUCAGAAAUAUGUUGACAAACCACCUUUUGGGUCUGAACCAACAACAAGCAAAGUUAAAUUAUGGAUAUCCAAGGGAGUCUAUAGAAGGUCCAUGCAAGAUAUGGAGAGUUCCUCAACAGAGACAUUUUGACUAUUUAUCUGAACUAGAGAUCCCUUGAAUGUGCACACAAAAAGUGAAUGGGUCAUUUGAUAAGAGCCCAAGACCAUCAGAAACACUCCUGUAAUGGAACAAGUUGGCUUUCUUACUAAUUGCAACAAGGCUUUUGAAAGCCUUCUCUCAUCUUCCUGGGGAUCAUCUCUCCAGGUGUACAGAGACAGCGUAGGGAAAACUAGUUUCCAAGAUGGCAGAAUAGGAACAGCUCCAGUCUGCAGAUCCCAGUGUGAGCAAUGCAGAAGACAGGUGAUUUCUGCAUUUCCAACUGAGCAUGAAGAGAAAUUUUAUGUCCUUGCAUCCAUCCAUCUCCAUAUCAGAAAUGGAACCAAAUGGCACCUUCAGCAAUAACAACAACAGCAGGAACUGCACAAUUGAAAACUUCAAGAAAGAAUUUUUCCCAAUUGUAUAUCUGAUAAUAUUUAUCUGGGGAGUUUUGGGAAAUGGUUUAUCCAUAUAUGUUUUCCUGCAGCCUUAUAAGAAGUCCACAUCUGUGAAUGUUUUCAUGCUAAAUCUGGCCAUUUCAGAUCUCCUGUUCAUAAGCACGCUUCCCUUCAGGGCUGACUAUUACCUUAGAGGCUCCAAUUGGAUAUUUGGAGACUUGGCCUGCAGGAUUAUGUCUUAUUCCUUGUAUGUCAACAUGUACAGCAGUAUUUAUUUCCUGACUGUGCUAAGUGUUGUGCGUUUCCUGGCAACGGUUCACCCCUUUCGGUUUCUGCAUGUCACCAGCAUCAGGAGUGCCUGGAUCCUCUGUGGGAUGAUAUGGAUCCUUAUCAUGGCUUCCUCAAUAAUGCUCCUGGACAGUGGCUCUGAGCAGAAGGGCAGUGUCACAUCAUGCUUAGAGCUGAAUCUCUAUAAAAUUGCUAAGCUGCAGACCAUGAACUAUAUUGCCUUGGUGGUGGGCUUCCUGCUGCCAUUUUUCACACUCAGCAUCUGUUAUCUGCUGAUCAUUCGGGUUCUGUUAAAAGUGGAAGCCCCAGAAUCAAGGCUGCGGGUUUCUCACAGGAAGGCACUGACCACCAUCAUCAUCACCUUGAUCAUCUUCUUCUUGUGUUUCCUGCCCUAUCACACACUGAGGACCCUCCACUUGGUGACAUGGAAAGUGGAUAUAUGCAGAGACUGGCUGCAUAAAGCUGUGGUUAUCACACUGUCCUUGGCAGCAGCCAAUACCUGCUUCAAUCCUCUACUCUAUUACUUUGCUGGGGAGAAUUUUAAGGACAGACUAAGGUCUGCACUCAGAAAAGGCCAUCCACAGAAGGCAAAGACAAAGUGUGGUUUCCCUGUUAGUGUGUGGUUGAGAAAGGAAACAAGAGUAUAAGGAGUUCUUAGAUGAGACCUGUUCUUGUAUCCUUGUGUCCAUCUUCAUUCACUCAUAGUCUCCAAAUGACUUUGUAUUUACAUCAUUCCCAACAAAUGCUGAUUCUUAAUAUUUAGUUGACCAUUACUUUUGUUAACAAGACCUACUUCAAAAAUUUUAUUCAGUGUAUUUUCAGUUGUUGAGUCUUAAUGAGGGAUACAGGAGGAAAAAUCCCUACUAGAGUCCUGUGGGCUAAAAUAUCAGAUUGGGAAAAAAUGCAAAGCACAUUGGAUCCUACUUUUCUUCAGAUAUUGAACCAAAUCUCUGGCCCAUCAGGCUUUCUAAAUUAUUCAAAACAGCCACAACUUCCCCAGCUUUUCCAGCUCCCCUGUCCUCUUCAAUCCCCUGAGGUAUAGCCAACUAAUGACGCUACUGGAAGCCGCAGAGCAGAAAAGAAGCACAUCCUAAGAUUCAGGGAAAGACUAACUGUGAAGAGGAAGGCUGUCCUAUAACAAAGCAGCAUCAAGUCCCAAGUAAGGACAAUGAGAGAAAAGAGGGGAGAAGGAUUGGAGCAAAAGAGAACUGGCGAUAAGUAGGGGAAGGAAGAAUUUCAUUUUGCAUUCGGAGAGAGGUUCUAACACACUGAAGGCAACACUAUUUCUACUGUUUCUCUCUUGCCAGGGUAUUAGGAAGGACAGGAAAAGUAGGAGGAGGAUCUGGGGCAUUGCCCUAGGAAAUGAAAGAAUUGUGUAUAGAAUGGAAGAGGGAGCAUCAAGGACAUGUAUCUCAAAUUUUCUUUGAGAUGCAGGUUAGUUGACCUUGCUGCAGUUCUCCUUCCCAUUAAUUCAUUGGGAUGGAAGCCAAAAAUAAAAGAGGUGCCUCUGAGGGUUAGAGUUGGGCACUCCAGGGAAAGAUGGAGUAGAGGGCAAAUUGCAAACGUUGUUGCACUCCUGAAAUUCUAUUAACAUUUUGGCAGAAUAUGAGUAGGGAGAUGCUGCCUUCCCUUUUGAAAUAGCGUAGGAAAACGCUAAAUAGUGUGAGAGGUUCCUUUCUGUCCACUGAAACAAGGCUAAGGAUACUACCAACUACUACCACAAUGACCAUUGUAGUGACAACAAUUGAAUGCAGUCUCCGUGCAGGGCAGAUUAUGCCAGGCACUUUACAUUCAUUGAUCCCAUUUGACAUUCACACCAAAGCUCUGAGUUCCAUUUUACAGCUGAAGUAAUUGAAGCAUAGAGAAAUUAAGAAGCUUGUUUACGUUUACACAGCUAGUAAGAGUUUAAAAAAUCUCUGUGCAGAAGUGUUGGCUGGGUGCUCUCCCCACCACUACCCUUGUAAACUUCCAGGAAGAUUGGUUGAAAGUCUGAAUAAAAGCUGUCCUUUCCUACCAAUUUCCUCCCCCUCCUCACUGUCACAAGAAAACCAAGAGUUUCUCUUUACUACGAGUUGUUGACUCGUAGUACAGUAAAGGGUGUAGGUGAUAUGGCAUUCUGAAAGUAGGGAGGGACUAAGUAAGUCAUCAUACUAAACACAAAUCCCAGUACCCUUUCCUUAUUUAGCUUCCAGAAUGAUGACAAACAGACACAAUCCCUGUCAAGACAGGACCCUGGAGGAUUCUCCUAUGGGGAAACUGCAUAAUCUGAAAAAAAUGCUGACAGAUACAAAUAGUUGAGGAUCCUUCAACACAAAAGCUGGGUGUCUGCCCUGUUACUCACCUGAUGAUGAAGCCCACAGUGCAACAAAUCCCUUCCACUCACAGCAUUUGGUCAACCUGUCAGAGCCUCCUUCUUAAUUAUGAACAAUAGUCAAUGAACACAAUACAUUUGAGGGAAAGGCCAUAACAUGAAAGGCACCAACAAAUAAAUGUGAGAGUAGAUAGAGAUCUUUUGAGUAUAAAAGGUCCUCCAAAAUAAGAGAUUAAACCAAGAUAGAGGAAAACACAGUAGCUAGGAAACAAGGAAUCCAACAUAGGAGAAAGUGAAGGGAAUUCCCAGGAUGUUGGUGUGUAGCAGGCUUAGAAAGCAACUCAUUCAUGUUGGAGCAGGACUUUUUUUUUUUUUUUUUUGAGAUCGAGUCUCGCUCUGUCUGGAGCAGGACUCUUAAAGGACUCUAGGAGAGAUGUCUCUCAGAAAAAGAAGAAAUUGAUUCAUACACAUUGAGAGGGAUUUAGAUUUCUCUUGCAGAGAUUGAGAUAAACUAGUCACAAAUACAUAGAAAAAUAAGCAAGUAAAAACACAAUAGAGUUUUUAAGUGCUAGAGGAAAAGAAACUUUUGUAUUAGAGAGGAAGUAUAACCACAGUACACUACAUGGCUCAGCUGUGAAUAAUAUUUACAUAGAGGAUAAUGUAAAUAUAAUAGUCUCCUUUAUCUGUGGUUUUGCUUUCUGCAGUUCAGUUAUGGCCAACCAGUCUGAAAAUAUUAAAUGGAAAAUUCAAGAAAUAAUUAUUAAGUUUUAAAACAUGUGCUGUUUUGAGUAGCAUGUUGAAAUCUCACACUAUCCUCCUCCACCCAUGUUCUGGGCAGGGCAAAGUGGGAUGGUGUGAGAUUUCUCCAGUGGAUCCACAAUGUAUAUGCUACCCACCCAUGAGUCACUUAGUCAUUAUCCAGUUGCUCAGACCAACUGUUGUGGUAUAACAGUGUUUGUGUUAAAAUCACCCUUAUUUUACUUACUAAUGUCCCCAAAGCAUGAGAAUAGUGAUGCUGGCAAAUAAGAUACACCAAAGAGAAGCUGUAAAGUUCUUCCUCUAACAGAAAAGGUGGAAGUUCUUGACUUAAUAAGGAAAGAAAAAAAACACAUGCUGAAGUUGCUAAGAUCUACAGUAAGAACAAAUCCAUCUGUAAAAUUGUGAAGAAGGCAAAAGAAAUUUGUGCUAGUUUUGCCAUUGCACCUCAAGCUGCAAAAAUUAUUUAUUACACCCCACAGUGUGUGAUAAAUGCUUAGUUAAGAUGAAAAGGUAUUAAAUUUAUGGGUGGAAGACAUGAACAGAAAUGUUUUCCAAUUGACAGCAAUAGGGUUUUGUACUAUUUGGGUUUGGUAUUAUUCGUAUUCAGAGUCUUGGAAUGCAACUCCCACAGAUAAGGGGGUGCUGCUGGGGUGAAAUACUGUGAUAUAACCUUUUUUUCAGGAAAUGAAGGGAGAAGAUGUGCACGUGUGUGGGAGAGGUAUAAGAGACCUAUGUUGCCAUAUUCCAUUACAGAAAAUGCAUAAUAACUAAAUCUGAAAAAUGAUGAAUAGCUGUACAACCAUAUUAUUUAGCAAUAGGAGAUAAAUACAGGUAGAAGCAGAAGAAAGAAUGAGCAGGGGUUACCUCUAUGGAGAAGCUGGGGUGGGAGGAUAGGGUGGGGACUUCUCAUUUUAAAAACUGUAUAAUUGCCUAACUUGUGAAUAUGUAUUUCUGAAGUAAAAUAAAAAUUAAGUUAAAAUUAAAUUUUAAAAUUCAAA
Molecule: messenger RNA, 5984 nt
Organism: Symphalangus syndactylus (siamang)
Lineage: Eukaryota; Metazoa; Chordata; Mammalia; Primates; Hylobatidae
Gene: CYSLTR2
Product: cysteinyl leukotriene receptor 2
Biological process (GO): G protein-coupled receptor signaling pathway
Cellular component (GO): plasma membrane
Molecular function (GO): leukotriene receptor activity
Source: RefSeq, a predicted model, not a curated record